CGCACGCAAAUGGUCCCUCUAGUGAAAAAUAAAUACUUGGAGAAUAUCACAAGAUGCAAAUGAAAGCGGCGUAUCAAGUGAAAGGAGUGUUAGGCUGCUCCGAGUGAUUUCUGAUCUGUGGUUUAAUCUGCAGAUUAUAUCUUAUUCAUGGGUUCUAAAUGAUCAUGCUCUACAUGUGGAAUCUUUACAAUAAAGGUCAAGGUCAAAGUUCAGCAGUUAAACGUUCAACCCCCGUCUCAAAAUGUUUCACCGAAAGUCAAGGCAAGACGUGCGCAAUAACCCUGUUACGGUCAUUAUUACAUUGUAUUAUCACAAUAAAUAGAAUUCGGGCUUUUCAGCGAAUACAAAACAGUAUAUUCAACAUAAAUAGGGCCGACACAACUGCCACGUGCUUCAGAGGAGUUAGAUGCGUUAGAUCCGUUGAGCUAAAUCUGUCGGAGAGAUUGUGAGGUGGAUAACGGGCCAGUCAGAGAUACGCCAUCCUCUGUUGAAUUUUGUCAGAAAUGCACCAAAGAUACGACGUGAGAGGUUACCGGAAUUCUAUCCAUCUAUCUAUCUAUCUAUCUAUCUAUCUUAUUUUCUCAGUUUUAGGCAACGCAAUUAUCAAGCAUGACGUGCAACAGAAAAGAGGAUCCUGCUACCUCGAGUGAAAACAAGUGUGAGACAGAAAACGCUACUAAAAAAUUAUACUCAAACAGUAAGUCAGAGUAUUUCAGGAACUAUAUUUUGAUGUAUAUGUGUGUAAAUGAAGUGAUCAUAUUGUAAAGUAAAAGUUUUAUGAUCAGAAAGCAGAGUAUUAUGAUAUAUUGAGGGCUUGCUUCUCAUUAAAAUGUUGUCAUUGAUAUAUAUAUAUAUAUAUAUAUAUAUAUAUAUGACCUUUUGACCUCCAACCAAAUCAGUUCCGUAGCUUAGUCACGUCCAGUCAAUUUCAUUUAUAUAUUGCCAAAUCCUAACAGACAGUUAUUUCAGGGAACUUUUCAUAUAGAGGAAGUCUGGACCGUACACAACAUUCCCCCAUGAGCAAGUAGAUGGCGACGGUAGCGAACAUAACCUCCCUUUUAAGGUAGAAACCUCGAGCAGAACUGGGCACCAGGUGAACGACCAUCUGCCUCAACCAGUAAGGUGGAGGUGGAGAAGUAUGAUCAUGAUAAAAAUGAUAAUAAAGUGUACAGCAGUGAUCAUGGGGGCAGAUUGUUUGCAAUCGCAGAUCCAGACUCUGCAGCUCCGGAGGCUGCAGAGAGUAAGGAGAGAGGAGAUGGACCAGAAAGCACAAAACUAUCUAUCUACAGAUGGAGAGGGAGGGGAGGAGAGAAGAAGCUCGGUGCAUCAUGGGAAGUUCCCCCGGCAGUCUUCAGGCCUACAGCUGGACGUUUUGAGCAUAACCUCUAAUGUGGAGAGGACGUCCGCCCCUGGACCCAAACUGCGUGAAAGGUCCCACGGGAGAGGAGACUGGUAGAUGAAGGUUCUGCCUCCUACUCUGCUUUUCUUUUGGAAACUCGAGGAACCACGAGUUGGCCUGAAUUGUGGGAGCGCAGUGUUCCAGUGAGCUAACAUGAUGCGAAGGAGGACUAUAAAUUCUACUCUGGAUUUUACAGUUGGGCAAAUGCAGUUUCGGCAUGCGCGAAAUCUGAUCUCUUUUCCUAAUUGCAUUUUGGAUUCACCGAAGGGUCUUUAGAGACUUUUGUGGGCGGCCGGAUAAUAAAAAAACCCGUUAAGACAAUGUGUGUCUGUUUUUACACAAUGUUACUGUGGUGGAAAAAUGGCAGUGUUUGAAGUGUUUCACGUUUAUCAUCGAAGUGUCCUUUACCUUGUUGAAGUCAUUUAUGUGCACUUCCUUCCUGUGUGUUUGUUAUUAUUGUAUUGUGCAUCUUGUCAGGACCCAAUACCAUAUCGGCAUGGUUUCUAGGUAACACGUAAAUCAUAAUGUCACCUCAUUGGGAGUAAAUCAGCUUUCAGGUCUUAUAUCAAGAAAAUGCGAUAUUUAGUGCGAAACUGAUUGUAGUGUAGGGUUUAGUUAUCAACUGUAGUCUCAGUGAUUAAUAUACAGGACAUACUGCAUUGAGCCUAUUUUUAUACAUUGUAGCCUAAAACUCUUGUGAAAACUGUUCUGUGGUGUGUGCGUUCGCGUUUCCUGUUUCUGGCACCAUUUCUCUGAAGUCUCCAUGUAGCUUUGACACGCAAACAAUCUGACUCAGCUUCAGAGGGAAUUUACAGAAAUGUUGAACGUCAGAAUGCCUCACUCUGUUGCCGGCUUCAGUGGUAUCAUCUCCUGGUCAUAGCUGUGCUGUAAUAGUCUGAGUUUUUGGUUUUUUUUCAUGAGUGGAACUAACACUCCUCCGAUGUUGGUUGUUGAUCCUCUUCUCUUUGGACAUGGACUUUGUCUUGGUUUUUCCAGUGAUACUUGUCGUCCUUUCCAGUGGACAGAGUCUCAAUAGCAAUACUAAUUCAUGUUACGUAUCCUGCCCCGCCGGAUAUCAUAAAAUUGCUCAAUGUGCCAAACCGGCUAGUGAGUACAAAUGUAAAAGAUGUGAAAUUGGCACAUAUACGGAAUUUAAAAACCAUAUAGACAAAUGCCUUAAGUGUGCCAAAUGCAAUCAUUUCGAGAAAAUAAUAAAGCCCUGCAACUUUACCAGAAAUGUGGAAUGUGGAUGUGUAGAAGGAUACUACUAUCAAGGCCUUAGAAGCAGCGAAAGAUACUGCCAGCCGUGCAAGCCUGAUUAUAGUUAUCCUGACUACAAUAACAAGUGCCAGCCCUGCCGAAGGGUGGAGUGUCUGAAUAACUCAGAAUGCCGGAGGGUAUGCACAGCAACUACAGUUCCACCUCCAACUUUAAACAGAACAUCCAAUCCUUUUAUGGAAUCGUUUUCACAAAACACAGUGAACUAUUUGCCCUGGCUGGUCCUCUGUGUGGUUGUGAUGACAUUUUUGGUGCUGUUUGGGCUACUGCUGUUCUUCACCAGGAACAGUUCAGGAAAACCAAACAGGUGUCUCCAAAGGAGCACCAGCAAAGAAGAGGGGCCGCAUGCCGAGGACCCCAGAUUCAAGGAACAACACAGUCACCAAGGCAGCAGCCCGACCACACUGACAUUUAACAUUACCGAGGAAACUCCCAUGAUGGCUCUCAGUCACUGUCCGGCCACGUCACAACAUCCAGCCCAAAUCUGUCCUCUGCGGCCAAACGCUGAAUACAAAGCUGCCAGACAAGAUGGGCCAUCAGAGUCGGCCGUCGUCCUGUAUGCGAUUAUAAAGGAGGUGCCCUUGCGGAGGUGGAAGGAGUUCCUGCGUCUGCUCGCGUUGUCCGAUCAGCAGCUGGAGCGGGUGGAGCUGGAGGCGGGUUUGGACUCCAUGGAGAGGCAGUAUCAGAUGCUGAGGCUGUGGAGCCAGCGCUCCUCUGCGAGCCUGGAUGACGUCUUCUCGGCCUUGCACUGCAUGGAUUUGUCCGGCUGUGCCCAGCUGCUGCAGGAAAGCCUGGAGAGGCUGCAGAGGAGGCCUGAGCCAAAGUAAGGUCUCGCAGUCGGGCAGCUGUUACACAAACUGGGGUUUCUUCAGAGGAGCGAUUUGGGAAAACCCAGUGCGCACAGGGAGACAUUUCAUGCCAUUACACAAUACAAGACAUCAGGGCUUCGGCCCCGAACACCAGUGCAUAAGACUAGAGACUUCAAGUUCAUGGAAAGGACAUUACUAACUGCAGCUACUACAUGGUGCACCCACAUACGACUGCAAGGAUGUUAUAAAUGUUCCACACUUAGUAAUGCAAGAUGAACAGUAUAUUUUAAAAAAUGGCAUUACAGAGCAAUGUGGAGAUCCUGAUAGGUCAAACUAUAACUAGAGAAUGUCCUCAUUUCUCAUUUUUCUUGAUACAUGUCAUCAGAUGCACCACAGAUAAGUGUUUAAUAGUUUUUUCCUUCAUAGAAUAAAGCUCAACCAUUUGUGGUGAGAUUUAUUUUACAUCCAGAUUCACACCUCAAAAGCAGAAUGUUGCCUGUUCAUAUUCAGGCAGCACUUUAGUAAUGUACAGUAGAUGGAGAGAAAACGCUUCAAACAAAUAAAAAUUCCCCCUCCACGAUUUACGCUGUCAAAACUACUAAAAGUGUCAAACACCACUUAACCUUCAGCUUCUAGUGUGGUGUCUCUUGAAAGUCAUCAGUGGAGGGCUAUGGUUUGCGCGAUCACUGUUAAAGUGUGAAUCUGAAUAGCUCUUAUUGUGUAUGUGCAACGGUGUGGUGGUACUGAAUUCUACAUGACACGUGACAAGAUUAUUUUACCUCCAGGAAUCUUUAUUUUUUUUCAGCUUGUAACCAGUCGUGGUUUCAGUACCAGAGUAUUUAAAAUGUGUGAACUUUUCAGUGUACCUCGGUGAUACUUGGUCGGCGCUGCGUGAAGAUCACAUUGUCACUUCGUCUCACACCACCUUCAUCCUGUCAGACAUGAAAGUGUGGUGCAACAGAUCAGGCACUGACUCUUGACGCAAAAACCCUCGGCAAGGGAAGAAAACUGAAAUCCCCACAGAUUGUGUGAUUUUUAGUUUCCUGCAGAUAAAUGGUGACAUGGUGCAGAAGGCUGGGUUUUUCCUCGACGCACAUAUUCCAUUGAAUCUGAUGGUUCCCUUUGGGGGGGGGUUUGGGGUUAGUGUAUCUCACUUUGAGAGUUUUUGUGUGUCAGCUCAAUGGUAAUUUCCACUGUUUGAGUUUAUUAUUGUUUUAAUAUCAAUCUGUGUUGUUUUUUUUGGCUUUGGGCUUAUGUGUGUAUAUAUAUAUAAAUAUAUUAUAGGGUUACAGGUUAUAAAUAUAUUUUUUUAUUUUCUGAAACUUCUUAUGGGUGCUUUUAUUAUGAUAUAUGUAUUUUGCUACAACUCCUCAGUGGAGUUGCCAAGAGAACAAAAUGUAUAUUAUGUCAUGGUACUGUGAGAGCCAAGUGUCUUGAAUAAAAGGAACGGCC
This is a messenger RNA of Scophthalmus maximus (turbot), 4938 nucleotides long. Its product is annotated as tumor necrosis factor receptor superfamily member 1A. The transcript is spliced from 10 exons. Gene Ontology annotation, molecular function: protein binding. Gene Ontology annotation, cellular component: plasma membrane. The record is from RefSeq and is a predicted model, not a curated record. Gene Ontology annotation, biological process: signal transduction. Bases 2371 to 3504 code for a protein of 377 amino acids. NCBI's taxonomy places the organism in Eukaryota, Metazoa, Chordata, Actinopteri, Pleuronectiformes, Scophthalmidae.